This is a messenger RNA of Diorhabda carinulata, 1825 nucleotides long. RefSeq names its product cytochrome P450 307a1-like. Lineage: Eukaryota; Metazoa; Arthropoda; Insecta; Coleoptera; Chrysomelidae. The record is from RefSeq and is a predicted model, not a curated record. The transcript is spliced from 2 exons. Gene Ontology annotation, molecular function: monooxygenase activity; heme binding; oxidoreductase activity, acting on paired donors, with incorporation or reduction of molecular oxygen. The coding region runs from base 58 to 1515 and encodes 485 amino acids.
GUCCGUCAUAAAGAGGGUAGCGGUCUGUCUACUCACAGUGACCAGUUGUCAGCGAAAAUGCUCGUGCUAGUUGUGCUGUGCCUCGUGCUCUCCGUGUGGUGGUUCACUAGAAGGAACCGUAAGGACUUACUAAAUUAUCCUCCGGGACCCAAACCGUGGCCUUUAAUCGGCAGUCUUCACCUUGUCGGUCAACAUAGGACUCCCUUUGAGGCAUUCACCGCACUUAGUAAAAUUUAUGGAGACAUUUACAGUAUUCACCUCGGCUCUACACCCUGUGUAGUUGUUAACAACUUCGAUCUAAUCAAGGAAGUACUGAUUUCGAAAGGUGGAGAUUUCGAUGCCCGUCCAGAUUUUAUAAGAUUCCAUAAACUUUUCGGUGGAGAUAGAAAUAAUUCUUUAGCAUUGUGUGAUUGGUCGGAUUUGCAAAAAACUCGUCGGAGUAUUGCAAGAACGUAUUGCUCGCCAAGAUUUACAUCGCUACAGUAUGAUAUGGUCGCAAAUGUCGGGACUUAUGAAAUUUCUACAUUUCUGGAACAAAUCCAAAAACUUCCCAUCAACGAACCAACAGACAUUAAACCAUUGGUAUUGGCAGCUUGUGCAAAUAUGUUCACCCAAUAUAUGUGUUCAACUAGUUUUUCAUACGAUGAUACGGAUUUUCAAAAAGUCGUUAGAUACUUUGAUGAGAUCUUCUGGGAAAUAAACCAAGGGUACGCCGUUGAUUUUUUACCUUGGCUUCUACCUUUUUAUAAAAAUCACAUGAAAAAAAUAUCUCAUUGGUCAGCUGAGAUACGUCAGUUUAUCUUGAGCAGAAUUAUCGAUAAUCAUCGGGCUUCAUUGGACUACAAUUCUCCUCCGAGAGACUUCACGGACGCUCUGCUCAUGCAUUUAGAAGAAGACCCGAAUAUGAAUUGGCAACACAUUAUAUUCGAAUUGGAGGAUUUCAUUGGAGGACAUUCUGCUAUUGGAAACUUGGUUAUGAUGACGCUAGCAUCUUUGGUAAAAUAUCCGGAAGUAGCUAAGAAAGUUCAACAAGAAGUCGAUGAUGUGACUGCAUCCAGCAGAGAACCAAAUUUAUUAGAUAAAUCAGCAAUGCCUUACACAGAAGCUGUUAUUUGGGAAACUCUAAGAAAAGCAUCUUCUCCGAUAGUUCCACAUGUUGCUAGUACCGAUACUGAACUUUUUGAUUACAAAAUACCGAAAGGUACAAUGAUUUUUAUUAACAAUUACGAAUUGAAUGUGAGUAGUGAAUACUGGGAAGAUCCAGACUCGUUCAUUCCAGAAAGAUUCCUAUCGCCUACUGGAAAUAUCGUAAAACCUAAUCAUUUCAUCCCGUUCAGCACUGGAAAAAGGACUUGUAUUGGACAAAGAUUAGUACAAUGCUUUUCUUUUAUAAUACUUGCGACGUUAUUACAAAAAUACGACAUAAAAGCCGGCGGGGAGAUCACUUUAAAGGCUGGCUGCGUAGCAGUACCUCCAGAUUGCUUCAAAGUCAUUCUCACCCCAAGAUCUACUUGAUUUUCAGAAUAAACUCAAAGGUUUGCAAUACGGUGUCUAUUCGGCCACCCUUUCUUACUGCUCCGAAAGAUAUUAAUAUAUCUUCGGUAGUAUUGCGCAUACCUACCUAUUGUUUAUGCCUAUUUAUCUUACAUAAAAUUUCCAACUGAAUUUGAAGACGAGUAGAUAAUGGGACUCGAGUGAUGUCGUUACAGUACAAAGUAGAAUCUAAAAUCUAGAUUCAAUAUAUUUUAUAUUGAAAUUUUAAAAUUAUUAUUACUUUUAAGAAUUAUGUUUAUGUUAAUUUUAAGAACAAUAUAUAUAUAUAUAU